Lemur catta (Ring-tailed lemur) is the source of this 1643-nucleotide messenger RNA. It is a transcript of the gene DEGS1, whose product is annotated as delta 4-desaturase, sphingolipid 1. NCBI's taxonomy places the organism in Eukaryota, Metazoa, Chordata, Mammalia, Primates, Lemuridae. Gene Ontology annotation, cellular component: membrane. The record is from RefSeq and is a predicted model, not a curated record. The coding region runs from base 59 to 1030 and encodes 323 amino acids. Gene Ontology annotation, molecular function: sphingolipid delta-4 desaturase activity. Gene Ontology annotation, biological process: ceramide biosynthetic process. The transcript is spliced from 3 exons.
CGCGGAGCCGGGCCGGGAGCGCGAGCCGCGAGGAGCCGCCGCCGCCGCCGCCGCCGCCAUGGGGAGCCGCGUUUCGCGGGAGGACUUCGAGUGGGUCUACACCGACCAGCCCCACGCCGCUCGGCGCCGGGAGAUCCUGGCAAAGUAUCCAGAGAUAAAAUCCUUGAUGAAACCUGAUUCCAACCUGAUAUGGAUUGUAGUUAUGAUGGUCCUCAUGCAGUUGGCUGCAUUUUACUUAGUAAAAGACUUGGACUGGAAAUGGGUCAUAUUUUGGGCCUAUACCUUUGGCAGUUGCGUUAACCACUCAAUGACUCUGGCUAUUCAUGAGAUUUCUCACAAUUCUGCCUUUGGCCACUGCAAAGCCAUGUGGAAUCGCUGGUUUGGAAUGUUUGCUAACCUUCCUAUUGGGCUUCCAUAUUCAGUUUCCUUUAAGAGGUAUCACAUGGAUCAUCAUCGAUACCUUGGAGCCAAUGGCAUCGAUGUGGAUAUUCCUACCGAUUUUGAGGGCUGGUUCUUCUGUACCACUUUCAGAAAGUUUAUAUGGGUUAUUCUUCAGCCUGUCUUUUAUACUUUUCGACCUCUGUUCAUCAACCCCAAACCAAUUACUUAUCUAGAAAUUAUCAAUACUGUGACUCAGAUCAUUUUUGACAUUAUAAUUUACUACUUUUGGGGAAUUAAAUCUUUAGUCUACAUGUUGGCAGCAUCUGUCCUUGGUCUGGGUUUGCACCCAAUUUCUGGACAUUUUAUAGCUGAACAUUACAUGUUCUUAAAGGGACAUGAAACUUACUCAUAUUAUGGGCCUCUGAAUUUACUUACCUUCAACGUGGGUUAUCAUAAUGAACAUCAUGACUUCCCCAACAUUCCUGGAAAAAGCCUUCCACUGGUGAGGAAAAUAGCAGCUGAAUACUACGACAGCCUCCCCCACUACAAUUCCUGGGUGAAAGUCCUGUACGAUUUUGUGACGGACGACACAAUAAGUCCCUACUCAAGAAUGAAGAGGCAUCAAAAAGGGAAGGUGACGCUGGAGUAAGGGUCAUCAGAGCCAAAGGAAUUCCUCUUGGCAACGUCAGAAUAGGUGAUACAGCGAGAUUUGCGCGUCGUUAAACUUAAGACCCGUAAUGCUCAGGAGCUACUCUGUGUAGGCUCCGGCUUCUCACGGUCGCCUGUCUCUAGUGCUCAGCUUUACUCACGGGAAGCUUGUGUGUUAUCCUCACUGAGAUGUCUCCGCCCAUGUCUGUCAUUUUGUAAGCAUAUCAUUUUGUAACCAUACAAAAGAGGGCUUUUAAAAAGCCAUUUCUAGUACAUUAUUUUCAUUAUAAAGUUUUACUUUAUUAAAACAGCUAGCAAACUGAGCUAUUAUUAACCACAAUGUAUUAGUAUUUGUUGUAUUUUUGUAUUUCACUUUCUUUAUACUAUAUAACAUGGUAACCUGGGUACUGGGGGAACUUACUUUAAAAUUCCAUCCAAAAAAUAAUUUUAAAAAGGUCUGAGUUAACACCGUAUGUUAUAAAAGUUUGAGAUGGAAAUAUCUUACUGUAAGCUGAAUUACUCAUUUUUAAUUUUUACUGUUGUACAUAGGACCUAAAGUAGACACUGGAAUCCUGUACAGUCUUACUCAUGAAUAAAGCACUUACUGAAUCUAA